AUGUCUACGUUACAGCACUUGCAAGGUUUUACUGGUUCUGGAGGUGCAGCUCUGUUGCCAAGCAGGCCUGCGUUAACUAUCAAUGGCCAAUUAGCUAACGAUUUUGGAGCCAUUGCCAACAUGGGUUGGUCAUCUCAAAAUUCGAGUAACGUUUGGCUGGAACAGCUCGGUGGAGCUAUUUUGGUUUCUGGUGUUCUUGUUACUACAUUAGGAUUUUAUCUUUAUCCUUCAGUUCGUUCAGUUAAUGUAUUGGUUUUACCGUUUUUUUAUGAAGCAGUUCGUUCUUAUUACCCAAAAGUGCCUUUAUUCAAUGUAUGA
Molecule: messenger RNA, 318 nt
Organism: Enterobius vermicularis (human pinworm)
Lineage: Eukaryota; Metazoa; Nematoda; Chromadorea; Rhabditida; Oxyuridae
Source: the annotation of a GenBank genome assembly